Messenger RNA from Wallemia mellicola CBS 633.66, 2248 nucleotides. Its product is annotated as ABC1-domain-containing protein. The transcript is spliced from 4 exons. Gene Ontology annotation, biological process: lipid homeostasis; mitochondrion organization. NCBI's taxonomy places the organism in Eukaryota, Fungi, Basidiomycota, Wallemiomycetes, Wallemiales, Wallemiaceae. The record is from RefSeq and is a predicted model, not a curated record. The coding region runs from base 237 to 2204 and encodes 655 amino acids. Gene Ontology annotation, cellular component: mitochondrial inner membrane.
GUCAAUCUCGUCAUGUUACGUAAAUAAUCCUAAAUGUAAGAUCAAUGUAAGAUAAAGUGAAAGUAAGAGGUAAAGCUUAGGUUGUAAUCAAAUUUCGGCAUACUAGAUAUCGAAGUAGAACCAAUCGCACAACAAAAUAUUGAGUUACUAUUUCAGCGAUAAAGUAUAUUGAAAUUUCACUAUGAUGAUGGUAACUUCCCAAGAUAUUUGAGCUUCCGAACGUCCAACAUCCAGUGAUGCACAGAGUCCUAUUUGGACAACCUAGACAAGCACUACGGUCGCUGAGAUGGUAUAAUCGCGCGACAGUUCAACAAUUUUCUGUUCAAUCGGCUUUGCGCCAGCAAGCAAGCUCCAAACGCUGGAGUCACUCGAGCAGCAAUCAUAGCGAUUACGAAUACCGUGAAAAGCAAAGUGCAUCGUCAAAAUCCGUUUAUUUCUUAUCAAAAUUACCGCCUUCAGUCAUUUUACUAUUGAUCUUCCUACCCGGGACUAUAAUACUCUACAACACGAAUGACACAUUUAAGCAUACGACUUUAGCUGGUCAAAGAUGCGCGAGAUGUGCACAAGCGUUUGUAGCUAAUGUCACAGAUUACAAGAUUACACUCGCUAGAAACUACGCGAAUGAUGACGACAAAUGGGACAGUUUGUCCAGAUGUCACAAGAGGUGUGCAGAGAGAGUCCUCGCAGUACUUAAGUCCAAUGGAGGUGUGUUCAUAAAACUUGGCCAGCAUAUAUCUAGUGUAGCGCUCCUUCCACUUGAGUGGACGGGCACUAUGCGUCCACUUCAAGAUCAAUGCAAUCCAUCGUCAAUUGAUGAUGUUAAUCGAAUACUUAAAGUCGCAACAGGUAAAUCAGCCGACGAAUUAUUCGCUUCGUUUGAACCGAAUCCAAUUGGCGUUGCUUCACUCGCACAAGUGCACAUCGCACAUGAUAAAUCCACCGGUCAGAAAGUUGCUGUCAAGGUUCAACAUCCCGGUUUAGACGAGUAUGCUGAAAUUGACAUCAGAACUGUUCAAUUGAUCAGUAAGGGUAUCAAAAAAUUAUUCCCAGAAUUUGAGUUCACUUGGCUGGCAGACGAAAUGGCUGUCAAUCUUCCUCUUGAAUUAGACUUCAGACAUGAAUCAAACAAUGCAAGAAGGUGCAAAGAAGAUUUCGCGGGUAAAACCAAAACAUCCCUCUACAUACCUGAAUUCUUGUGGUCUCACAAGUUAGCCCUUUGCAUGGAAUAUAUAGAAGGUGCCAGACCAGACGAUCUUAAUUUCCUUAAGGAACACAACAUAGAUAGAAACCAAGUAGCGAAAGAGUUAGCAAGUAUGUUCUCUGAGAUGGUCUACAUCAAUGGCUUCUUCCAUGCAGAUCCACAUCCUGGUAAUUUGUUGAUAAGACCUGCUCAGGAGAAGUCGCGGUCACCGUACAAUUUUGAAGUUUGUUUACUCGAUCAUGGUCUGUAUUUUGAUUUAUCGGAUGACCUUAGGGUAAACUACGCUAGAUUUUGGUUGUCAUUGAUGAAACCACCAUCUGAAGCUACCUUCAAAGAGAGAAGACAUUAUGCCAAGUUAGUCGGUAAUAUUGAUGAGGAUAUGUAUGCUAUAUUCGAAUCUGCCAUUACUGGUAAAGCAGGUUUGGAAGGAGCGUACGAGCAUGAGUUAAAGGGUGGCCCACGCAAGCACAAACGCUCCGGCGGUAUUCUAGACAACACUCCAGCUGGUAACUCAAGUGACGUCGAGAGGUUAAGGAGUGCAUUAGUAACUAAGGAAGGUUUAAUUACUAGUGUGUUCGGAUUAUUGCGGAGUCUACCAAGACGGCUUUUAAUGGUUCUUAAAUUAAACGACUUGACGAGGCAUUUAGACACUUCUUUACAUACAACUCAUGGAUCGACUCGUGUUUUCUUAAUAAUUGGCCAAUAUUGUGAAAAAUCAAACCAUAGAGCAACAUUGCAAGAAAUAUCUAGGCGAUGGACCGAAAAUGGUGUUUCGAUAAAUCUAUUCUGGUCUUACUUGAAAGAAUAUCUUAGACAUUUUAGAUCCUCAAUUACAUUCUCAACUUUGGCUGGUUUACAAGAUCUGAAAUCAGCUCUAGUCAUCUGGUCAACAUGGUCUUACGCAUUAUACGCUAGAGGAUUUGAAGGCGCUUCAAAAGUUGCUGCCGGAAUAGAAGAACAAGAAAAAUCAAAAAAUACAGAAGAGGAAAAGCUAGAGAAAUAGAAUAAAUCCAUCCUUUUUGUAUGCUGUUCUUGAAUUUAAUGAAA